Molecule: messenger RNA, 373 nt
Organism: Drosophila arizonae
Lineage: Eukaryota; Metazoa; Arthropoda; Insecta; Diptera; Drosophilidae
Product: serine protease inhibitor Kazal-type 2
Molecular function (GO): protein binding
Source: RefSeq, a predicted model, not a curated record
UGUCAGUAUCAAUAUUGAGCAACUAGUGGAUUAACCUGCUGUACGAAUACAAUGAAAUACAAUUUAUUGCUGUUGGCCCUGUGCCUGCUGCUGGCCGCGUUUGUCAGCGCCAAUCCGAAGGACGAGAAGCUGGCCGCAAUUAAACAAAUCUGCCCGUGUCCUCGCAACUAUGAUCCAGUCUGUGCCAGCAACUUGAUCUCCUAUCCAAAUCGCUGUCUAUACGACUGUGCGCGUCGUGAACUCGAGCGGGCUGGACGCAGCUUGGAUUUGCUCAGAUCAGGAGACUGCUAAGCGGACUUUCAAUCUGUUUCAAAUCUGUUCAUUCCAACACAAGUUUAUAAUCAAAAUUCAAAAUAAAUGGAAUAAUAUUUUA